UUUGAUGGCAGUUAUCUCUUUAAUCUAAAAUUAUGUUAUUGUUAAUACAAUCAAACAAGUUUAAUGUGCGUUGGUGAUUUAUAAUCGGCUGUUGUGAUUAGGUAAAGUAUUAUGAUAAUAACAUUCCUUAUCUUAAAAACAUCAAUGUGUACUUAAAUAUGAGGAAUAUAUUUACUGUUGUUAAGGUAAUGGCAUUCUUAACCAUUUUUCUAUGCUUAGUAUUUGGAACUAUCGGUAGUUGUGAAGUAACGAAGACUAAUCAAUGGCCUAACCGAUCUGUUAUAGUCCAACUUUUUGAAUGGAAAUGGUUGGAUAUUGCUGAAGAGUGUGAACGUUUCCUUGGACCAAAAGGCUAUGGUGGAGUCCAGACAUCUCCAGCAUCAGAGAACUUGAUAAUACACCUCAAUGAUGGCCAAAGACCUUGGUACGAACGUUACCAAGUUAUAUCCUAUAAAUUAAAGACGAGAUCAGGAGAUGCAAAUGAUUUUCUCAAUAUGACAACCAGGUGUAAUCGAGUUGGAGUCAGAAUUUACGUAGAUGUUGUGUUCAACCAUAUGACAGGAGAUCACGAAGCCAACGCAGGUACUGCUGGUAGUACUGCAAACUUCUCGACAUUUUCGUACCCAGCGGUUCCUUAUAAAAAGAAGCAUUUUCAUCAUCCUGUAUGCGAUAUAAACAAUUAUGACAACGCUACGGAGGUUCGAGAUUGUCAAUUGGUUGGUUUGAAAGACCUGAACCAAACAAUGCCCUUAGUCCGACAGAAGAUUGUCGAAUACCUGAACAAGUUAAUUAAUCUUGGAGUCGCUGGAUUCAGAGUGGAUGCAGCAAAACACAUGUGGCCAGAAGACCUAAAACCUAUUUACGAUUCUCUAAACAAUUUGAAUAUACAGCAUGGUUUUGAUCAGAACGCGAGACCUUACAUUUACCAAGAAGUUGCUCACGGGGGCGCGGUAAAACCUUCAGAUUACAAAGACAUAGGGGAUGUGACUGAAUUUUUUGUGGUAUCAGAAAUGUUUAACGUUUUUAAUGGUCAUAAACCAUUGAAGAAUUUAAAAAGCUGGGGUAGUCCCUCCUUGGGAAUGCUGCCAAGUGAAAAUGCUUUGGUUUUCGUUGACAAUCAUGACACACAGCGAAACACUGGUGGAUUAAAUUACAAAACUGCCAGGAAUUAUAAGGUCGCUACAGCUUUUCUCCUAGCACAUUCGUAUGGACAACCUCGUAUCAUGAGCAGUUAUCACUUUGAUCGGAACGAUCAAGGUCCACCCAAUGACAGGAAUGAAGAUAUUCAGCCUCCACUUAUCAAUGAGGAUGGUUCUUGUGAAGGUGGUUGGGUUUGCGAGCAUCGGUGGCCCUCCAUUUACAAAAUGGUGAACUUUAGAAACGCAGUACGUGAUACUAAAGUAGAAAAUUGGUGGGACAAUGGGAAUAACCAAAUUGCGUUCAGUCGAGGGAUCAAAGGAUUUAUUGUUUUUAAUACGGAAGGUAAAAAGUUGGAUAGGAUUUUUCAGACUGGACUUCCAUCAGGGAAAUAUUGCGAUAUCAUAUCAGGCCAAAGGCAAGGACAGAUAUGCAGUGGUACAACAAUUAAUGUGUCUAAUACUGGACUUGCAUCAAUCAAACUGUCUGGAAUCGGAGACGAAUUACAUCUUGCUAUUCAUAUCGGAGAAGAGGUAGGUCAAAUGUCAAGAACCGUCGGCUUAGCACAGAUGGUGUGUGAGCGAUCCCGAUACUCUGAUCUAGGCAGGGCAAAGGGGCUUAAGCGGUCUCAGGACUUCACUGAAGUACUAGGAGGCUUUGAGUCAGUUUUUCCCAUACCCAACUAACCCCAAUUUAUCCCCAAAUUGACUAUCAGUGUGGAUUGAAGUCAUUAACUUAGCCCAAAAUGUUACGUAUCCAUUUGGGUCGCCUGAGAUUUAGAUGCGGAAGGCUGAGACCUGAGAAGCUGAGACCAUGUGCCGAAACUGGGGAAAGCUUAUAGUCUACCAGAGGACCGUGAUAGGAAUUGACUGAUUGGUUUAAAAUGAGGACAUGGUGAUAAUGUAUGGCUCUUCAAUUUGAUCACAUAGCAUGAUGUAUUGAGAAGGAUAAGAAAAUAUAAUAUUAACGAUAUUAAUUUGUAAAUAACACCCCGAACAUCAUUGAGAACAUUCAAGAAAAUAAAAGCAAGGUUUAUAUUUCUUAUCGAUUUCUAAAAUUAGGUAGGCUAUAAGGAUGAAUUUUUUUUCUUUAUCAAUACAGUAGCUCAACAUUAUUUAUCCUCAUCAAAAUGUAAUCUAUAUUAUCUUCAUAAUAGUAUUUGACUUAAAACUUUGACAAGAUUAGUAAUUGGAUGCCCUACCUUGCUUUAAUAUUAAGUUGUUGUCGUGUGACUAGAAACAAUCACUGGUUAUCAUUUACGAUUUAAAUUAAAGAUAGCUUGUAAGAUAAAGCUAUAGGUAUUUAAAAUUAA
Molecule: messenger RNA, 2449 nt
Organism: Trichoplusia ni (cabbage looper)
Lineage: Eukaryota; Metazoa; Arthropoda; Insecta; Lepidoptera; Noctuidae
Product: alpha-amylase 2-like
Exons: 10
Coding region: 159-1823 (554 amino acids)
Biological process (GO): carbohydrate metabolic process
Molecular function (GO): cation binding; alpha-amylase activity
Source: RefSeq, a predicted model, not a curated record